GCUUGCCCCCAUUCCCUCCUUGUCAAGCGGUUACUGUCACACCUGGAGUUAACUGUCGAGUACUGUUGUUGUUGUUGUUGUUGUUAUGUUUUUGUUUUUUAUCUUCAUUCGUCUACUCCAGGAGCGACUUCCAUCCUCAGUCAGAUCUCGCUGCAAUGUAAACACUAGAUGUAGCCAGCCCUUGUGUUUGGCUGCCUACCUUGCUCACUUGCGGCUGACACAUGCAUGUAUGUAAAGUAAACAGUGAGUGACAGGAACGGAGAGGGGAUGUAGACAAGCCACCCCCCCUUUUCAACUCAAAAAUACAUAGCACUCACCCACACUCUCUAUCACGUCGUCCGGCUCAGCUAUCCGCACCAAUGAAGCCGGGCUGGCAGGUCCUUGCGGUCUGGGCCAUGUAUCUAGUCUUUAGUGAGGUGGCUGCUACACAUGCACAUAUAUCUAGAUAUGUACAGUGCUGUACGACAGCUUCCGCAGACACGACGUGUUCCGAGACCGGGGGGCGAGUCUUUGCUAUCCGUCUGGGCUGGCUACCUACCUGCCUUGGGACUUCUUAUCACUGCCUGCGUCGUGUCCUCUAUCGGGGCCCAGAGCGGAGAACGCGCUUGCGGUGGAUGGAUAGCUCUAGCAGUGACUCAUCUCCCCGUUUGCCGCUGUCGUUGUCGUUUGCCGCCGAAGCCGCCGUAGCCGUCGUCGUCGUCAUCUACACGUAUACAUAGGCUCAAAAAGGGUAUCCCCCAGACGGCAAAGAAAACACAAUGUGAAGAUAUCACCCGUCAGACCAACGGCCUGUGUGGGGUGCCUUCCCGUGUCGAGGCUGCUCUAUCUUUUUUCCCCAUCUGUAUAUCUGCAAGCUGAGGUGCCAGCAAGCUUUGAUGGAUGGUUCCACGGCAGACCGGUGAGCCGUGACAGACUAUAUCGAGCGGGGACUAUCGACAUUGAAGGACAGGGUUUCUGGGCUUUGGGCCCCAGGGCUACCUGACUUGGCUCUGCCUUCUUGGCCUAUCCCGAUCGAUCUGGUUGCACCGAACUCGCGCGCGCCGUAGCGUUCAAUAGGUGUGUGUGUGUGUGUGUGUGUGUGGUGGCUGUGUGCUAUCAAUCUGGCAUCCACACGCCGUCGGGAGGCUCCACAUAUU
Molecule: messenger RNA, 1136 nt
Organism: Lasiosphaeria miniovina
Lineage: Eukaryota; Fungi; Ascomycota; Sordariomycetes; Sordariales; Lasiosphaeriaceae
Exons: 1
Coding region: 360-719 (119 amino acids)
Source: RefSeq, a predicted model, not a curated record